Myotis myotis is the source of this 1309-nucleotide messenger RNA. RefSeq names its product phosphatidylinositol 3,4,5-trisphosphate 3-phosphatase and dual-specificity protein phosphatase PTEN-like. Lineage: Eukaryota; Metazoa; Chordata; Mammalia; Chiroptera; Vespertilionidae. The transcript has a single exon. Gene Ontology annotation, molecular function: inositol-1,3,4,5-tetrakisphosphate 3-phosphatase activity; phosphatidylinositol-3,4,5-trisphosphate 3-phosphatase activity; protein tyrosine phosphatase activity. Gene Ontology annotation, cellular component: cytosol; nucleus; plasma membrane. The record is from RefSeq and is a predicted model, not a curated record. Gene Ontology annotation, biological process: cell motility; phosphatidylinositol dephosphorylation; phosphatidylinositol 3-kinase/protein kinase B signal transduction.
CAUUUCCAUCCUGCAGAAGAAGCCUUGCCACCAGCCGCUCCUGCCGUCUCUCUCCUCCUUCUUCUUCAGCCACCGGCUCCCAGACAUGACAGCCAUCAUCAAGGAGAUCAUUAGCAGAAACAAAAGGAGAUACCAAGAGGAUGGAUUCGACUUAGACUUGACCUAUAUUUAUCCAAACAUUAUUGCUAUGGGGUUUCCUGCAGAAAGACUUGAAGGUGUAUACAGGAACAAUAUUGAUGAUGUAGUAAGGUUUUUGGAUUCAAAGCAUAAAAAACAUUACAAGAUAUACAAUCUAUGUGCUGAAAGACAUUAUGAAACUGCCAAAUUUAACUGCAGAGUUGCACAGUAUCCUUUUGAAGACCAUAAUCCACCACAACUAGAACUUAUCAAACCCUUUUGUGAAGAUCUUGACCAAUGGCUAAGUGAAGACGACAAUCAUGUUGCAGCAAUUCACUGUAAAGCUGGAAAGGGACGAACUGGUGUAAUGAUUUGUGCAUAUCUGUUACAUCGGGGCAAAUUUUUAAAGGCACAAGAGGCCCUAGAUUUCUAUGGGGAAGUAAGGUCCAGAGACAAAAAGGGAGUAACUAUUCCCAGUCAGAGGCGCUAUGUGUAUUAUUAUAGCUACCUGUUAAAGAAUCAUCUGGAUUAUAGACUAGUGGCACUGUUGUUUCACAAGAUGAUGUUUGAAACUAUUCCAAUGUUCAGUGGCGGAACCUGAAAUCCUCAUUUUGUGGUUUGCCAGCUCAAGGUGAAGAUAUAUUCCUCCAGUUCAGGACCCACACGUCGGGGAGACAAGUUCAUGUACUUUGAGUUCCCUCAACCAUUGCCUGUGUGUGGUGACAUCAAAGUAGAGUUCUUCCACAAACAGAACAAGCUAAAGAAGGACAAAAUGUUUCAUUUUUGGGUAAAUACAUUCUUCAUACCAGGACCAGAGGAAACGUCAGAAAAAGUAGAAAAUGGAAGUCUAUGUGAUCAAGAAAUUGAUAGUAUUUGCAGUAUAGAGCGAUCAGAUAAUGACAAGGAAUAUCUAGUACUCACUUUAACAAAAAAUGAUCUCAACAAAGCAAAUAAAGACAAGGCCAAUCGAUACUUUUCUCCAAAUUUUAAGGUGAAGCUGUACUUCACAAAAACAGUAGCGGAGCCAUCAAAUCCAGAGGCUAGCAGUUCAACUUCUGUAACACCAGAUGUUAGUGACAAUGAACCUGAUCAUUAUAGGUAUUCUGACACCACUGACUCUGAUCGAGUGAAUGAACCUUUUGAUGAAGAUCAGCAUACACAAAUUACGAAAGUCUGAAUUUUUUUUUUUUAU